Molecule: messenger RNA, 936 nt
Organism: Anastrepha obliqua
Lineage: Eukaryota; Metazoa; Arthropoda; Insecta; Diptera; Tephritidae
Gene: Rrp46
Product: exosome complex component RRP46
Exons: 3
Coding region: 109-876 (255 amino acids)
Biological process (GO): nuclear mRNA surveillance; rRNA catabolic process; U4 snRNA 3'-end processing
Cellular component (GO): cytoplasmic exosome (RNase complex); nucleolus; nuclear exosome (RNase complex)
Source: RefSeq, a predicted model, not a curated record
CCGAAAGACCAAGCAUGUAAAUAACUCGUGGGAUAUCGCUGAUUGCAAUUUACAAUUUUUGUUAAUUUUCUGUUUGAAUUACAUUUUAAGUAUAUAAAUUAAAUAACAAUGUUUACAGAAACAGAAACAGUAGAUGUAGAUAUGAAAAUAGAUACUGUACCCACUGAAGAUCUCAAGUUGCGCCCUAUUAACUGCGAACUAAACCCGUUAACACGUUCCGAUGGAUCGGCCUUAUUUACGCAAGGAGAUACCUGUGUCCUCUGCUCAAUGCUGGGACCAGUCGAAGUAAAGUCGCAGAAUCUGAAUAUAGAAAAGGCGUACGUGGAGUGUAUUUACCGGCCAAAAGCUGGCAUACCGACUAUAGAAGACAAAUUAAGGGAAAGUAUUAUACGCGAUACCUGCGAGUCGGCACUGUUAACCGUGUUGCAUCCUCGUACCACCAUUUCAAUACAAAUACAGGAGUUAGAUAAUCGAUGUGGUCUUGAAGCAUGUGCAAUAAAUGGCGCUUGCAUGGCUUUGCUCUCUGGUGGUGUGCCCAUGAAAUUUACCAUUGCUGCAGUACACUGUAUUGUAGACAAGGAUGACAAAGUAAUACUUGAUCCAGAUCAUUGUAAGGCGAUUGGAAAACGUGCUAGUUUUAUAUUUGUGUUUGAUAGUUUAGAAAAGAAUUUAGUAACGGUCCAUACGAGCGGUCGCUUUAAAAUGGCUGAAUUUAAUGAUGCAGAAUGUAUGAGCCGCGCAGCCAGUCAGAAAAUAUUCAAUUUUUACCGUCGUAUUAUAUCAAACUUCCACAAUAAAUCAUUACUUACUGCCGAUACUAAAGCACGAAAUACAGAAGCAGAACCAUUAGUCAAAGUGGAAACCAUGGAUUUAUAAAACUUUGGCCCACCUUAUUUAAAAUAAAGACAAAAUAAAAGGAUUUAAAAGUAACAAAUA